Messenger RNA from Chinchilla lanigera (long-tailed chinchilla), 2532 nucleotides. RefSeq names its product bile acid-CoA:amino acid N-acyltransferase-like. Gene Ontology annotation, cellular component: peroxisome. Gene Ontology annotation, molecular function: fatty acyl-CoA hydrolase activity. Gene Ontology annotation, biological process: fatty acid metabolic process; acyl-CoA metabolic process. The coding region runs from base 233 to 1495 and encodes 420 amino acids. The record is from RefSeq and is a predicted model, not a curated record. The transcript is spliced from 4 exons. NCBI's taxonomy places the organism in Eukaryota, Metazoa, Chordata, Mammalia, Rodentia, Chinchillidae.
AUAAAAAGGACAAAAGUAGGUACGAGUUCAAUGAAAUUUGCAAGUUAAUAUAAAACUAGAGGAAGGGGGUGAAUGACUAAGCUGGUGAAGAAAAGAUAUUUGGGGUAUUGAUUUUGAGGACACACACAGGUAGCUUGUUUCUUUAACGGCUGGAAAAGAAGGCUCCAGAGGAGUAACUCAGAUUUUAUUGGCAGUUCUUCUGAAGACUGAACCAACGUUCCAUUACCGCAAAAUGGUUCAGCUGACAGCUACUCCUCAGAGCGCGCUUGUUGAUGAGCCCGUGCAGAUCCGAGUCACAGGCCUGAGUCCUUUCCAGGUGGUGUGUCUUCAGGCAUCACUGACAGAUGAAAAGCAGACCCUGUUUCGUUCUGAAGCCUACUAUAAGGCCAAUGAAGCUGGUGAGGUCGAUUUGGAGCGUGAUGCUGCGCUUGGAGGUGACUAUGUGGGAGUCCACCCCAUGGGGCUCUUCUGGUCCUUGAAACCUGAAAAACUGUUAACGAGACUGAUGAAAAGAGAUGUGAUGAAUAGUCCGUUCCAGGUCCAAUUACAACUCUUUGAGCCAUAUUUCCCAGUACAAUAUGAAUCUGCCCGUGCUCCAAUGGCCAGCCUGACCGUGGAAAGGUGGUACGUGGCACCUGGUGUCACGCGGAUCCCGGUGAGGGAAGGCCGCCUCCGGGGAGCCCUCUUUCUCCCUCCAGGAGAGGGCCCUUUCCCAGGGGUAAUUGAUUUGUUUGGUGGUACUGGUGGACUGCUUGAAUUCCGGGCUAGUCUGCUGGCCAGUCACGGCUUUGCCUCCUUGGCCUUGGCUUAUUGGCGCUAUGACGACCUGCCUGCCUUUCUGGAGAAAGUGGAUUUAGACUAUUUUGAGGAAGCUGCCAACUUUCUUCUCAGACAUCCUAAGGUCUCCAGCCCAGGCCUUGGGCUAGUCUCUGUAUGUAAAGGAGCAGAGAUUGGACUGUCUAUGGCAAUUCAUCUAAAACAAAUCACAGCCACAGUGCUUAUUAAUGGGGCUAAUUUCAUUAUUAGUAACCCACACAUAUACCAUGGUCGGAUCAUUCAGCCUGCAGUUUGCUCUAUAGAGUAUAAAUCCACCAACGCCUUGGGAUUUGCAGAGUUCUAUCAGGUUUAUACAAAAAGUGAAAUUGAUAUUAGCCAGUCUUUCCUUCCUAUUGAAAAGGCCCAGGGACAUUUCCUCUUCAUUGUGGGGGAAGAAGAUAAGAAUCUCAACAGCAAAGUACAUGCUGAACAAGCCACUGAACAGCUGCGGAGAAAUGGAAAGAACAACUGGACCUUACUGUCUUACCCUGGGGCUGGCCACCUGAUAGAACCCCCCUAUUCUCCACUGUGCCGUGCUUCCAGGAUCCCUUUUGUGGUGCCAACCAUUCACUGGGGAGGAGAAGUUAUCCCACAUGCAGCCGCACAAGAACAUGCUUGGAAGGAGAUCCAGAAAUUUCUCAGAAAGCACCUCAUCCCAGGGGAGACCAGUCAACUAUAAGAAGACUGGAUAUAAUUGGAUAGUGGAGAAGUAAAUCUGUUUCCUGCAUCUUCUCUUGAUUUUCAUGGAAGAAUGACUUUCUUCUGUUAUUAUAAAAAGGAAGUUAUUGUAAGAAAAUAUCAGGAUGGGUGAGAAUCACAAGGUCUUGAUUUAUGAAAAAGAAUAAUGGUUUCCAUUUAGUGAAAUGUAUACUGAGAAUUAUAUAAUAUACAAAUAAAUGUAGAGCCAUUCUUUUCCUGAAAUAUUUAGCAUCCUAGCAGUUCUUAAUUAUAGUGUUAUAGACAGCUAAGGUAGGUAUAAAUAUUAUAGGCAGUCAGAUAGGGCUAGAUCCUUGAAAGAACCAGGAAAAAGGUGAAAAAAACACCACAACUAUGGCUAAAGACGUAUCAAUUGAAAGCCAGGCCACAAGAUAACAAUGAAAGGGCUAGACCUAAAUAUUCCCAAGGGGUGAGAAAAGUGAUAACAAACGGUCUAAUAAAGUAUAAAUAGGCAUCAGUCACUUCAAUGGGCGACCAAGGCCCCCAGAUUUAUCAUCUACCUGAGAGGUUCUUUGUUCUUUUCAGGCCUGCUUGCUAUGUGACUUGCUUCCUCACUGAAUCAGUAUUGCCCAAGUGACUUUACUUAUACUCUUGUUAGUUGAUGUUAGCUGUAGCCCACAUUGUACCCUCAUGGCUGAGCUUCAUAAAAAUUUUCCUAAGAAGUGUGGUGCUGGGCAACCAAAUUUCUGGAUGUCCCUUCCUGUCCCUCUCAGACAGGAGCUUUCUAUUGCUCAACAAAUUCUUCGUACUAUUAGGCACCAUUGUUUCUAGAAUUCAUUCUUCAGUUUUAGAGAGCACAAACUUGGCAUAUCAGAUACCUAACAGGUUGGAAGUUGUAAUAUUUCCUGUAUAUCAAAUUUGGAGGUUCUGAUAUCAUUCCUAGAUUGCUAGCAAUUACAGGGGGGAAAAUUCACCCACAGUCAGUCACAGAAAUGAAUGCUGAUCUUUGUUAAUUUCAUAAAAUUUCAAUUAAAUAAAUGUACUCAUGUUUGAAAUAUG